GUCGCGCAUGCGUCACACAUUACACCGGAAAUCGUUUAAUGAAACUCCUGAGUAAUUCAUCUUUGGCACAACACAGGAUCUUCGUUGCAACUGUUCGAACACAAAACAAGCUGCUCCACAAAGCUCCAAAAUAGCUGCCGUCCAACACAGCUGGGCUGACAGGAGGGAAGGGGAGAACACUAACCCUGGUCUCCCUGAGCUGAACCCGAGUUAACCUGCUAGCCAUGGAUGACAGCUCCUCACUGGGCAAAGUCAGCAGCUCAACAGAGUCCGUAGCCACCGUCACCAGUGAAGAGUUUGUUCUGGUCCAGUCCAGCUCGGCCAGUUCACCGCAGGGCUCCGAGGGCAGACCAAGACUCAAGAUGUCCUGGAAUGGAAGUGAUCAGCUAGAAAAGGCUUUGGAGGAGGUGCUGGAUGACGAUGAUGAGGUGAAGGUAGAAAAGAGCUGUGUGGAACAGAUGGAGAAGCACAAGGAACCAGAGAGCCGAGUGCCAGAGAGCCAGCCUGCAGAAGCUUGUCCAGCCCCAUCCAGUCCCAGUGUCAUAGAGGAGGACAGCGUCCAGUUCAACAAGUUAUCCUACCUGGGGUGCACCUGGGUCAAAGCCCCUCGCAAUGAGGCAGAAGCGCAGAGAGCUAUGGCGACCCUUCGAGCAGAGAGUGCCAUCCCAAUACCCAUCACACUACAUGUUCCCUGUGGUCCAGAUGGUUCUGUCAGAAUCGUAGAUCAGGCCUCAGGAACAGAGAUCGCCUCCUUCCCCAUCUUCAAGGUGCUGUUCUGCGCCCGUGGGCCGGACGGUUCUGUGGAAAGCGACUGUUUCUCCUUCACUGAGAGUUAUCGAAGUUCAGAGGACUUCCAGAUUCACGUUUUCUCCUGCCACAUCAAGGAGGCUGUCAGCCGUAUCCUUUACAGUUUCUCCACAGCCUUUCGGCGCUCUUCACAGCGAGCAGACAUCAGGGACACAGCCCUGUCCGGUCCUCCUGACGGUGAUCUCUACACCUUCACCGUCUCACUGGAGAUCAGAGAAGAUGAUGGCAAAGGCAACUACAACCCAGUGCCAAAGGACAGGGAUAAGUUUUACUUCAAGCUGCGACAGGGUGUCCAGAAGAAGGUGCUGGUUUCUGUUCAACAAAUGUGCAACAAGGAGCUGGGCAUCGAAAGGUGUUUUGGGAUGCUGCUGAGUCCCGGACAGAAAGUCUGCAACAGUAACAUGCAUCUUCUUGACACGGAAUCAAUGGGAAAGAGCUCGGAUGGAAAGGCCUACAUCAUCACAGGAACGUGGAAUCCCAACAUGGCCGCUUUCCAGCCACUGAAUGAAGACACGCCUAAAGAUAAGCAGAUCUACAUGACGGUGGCGGUGGACCUGGUAGUCACCGAAGUGGUGGAACCCGUUCGCUUCCUGUUGGAAACCCUCGUCAGGAUCUAUCCAUCAAACGAGCGAUUCUGGUACUUCAGCAGAAAGACCUUCAGCGAAACAUUCUACCUCAAACUGCGACAGCAGGCCCCUGACAGAGUGAGUCAGAGUGAUGCUGUGUAUGAAGUGGUGAGCCUUCAGAGGGAGGCAGAAAGAAACAGUGAAGAAAGAGAGCGGAUCACCGCACCUAAUGAGGAAGAGGAAGUCAAUGAAGAUAGUGACAGUGAAAUCUCCAGUGGAACUGGAGAUGUUUCCAAGGACUGCCCGGAGAAAAUACUAGAGUCUUGGGGAGGCAUCCUCACCAGAUGGCACGGGAACCUGUCCACUCGUCCAAAGGGUUUGUCCUCAUUGGUUCGUAGUGGCAUUCCCGAGCCACUCAGAGCUGAAGUCUGGCAGCUGCUGGCCGGUUGCCACGACAACCAUGACCUGCUUGAACACUACCGCAUCCUCAUCACCAAGGACUCGGCACAGGAAAGCGUCAUCACCCGUGACAUCCAUCGCACUUUUCCAGCACAUGACUACUUCAAGGAAUCUGAUGGAGAUGGACAAGAUUCACUGUACAAGAUCUGCAAGGCUUAUUCUGUGUAUGAUGAGGAAAUUGGUUACUGUCAGGGCCAAUCGUUUCUGGCUGCUGUUCUUCUUCUACAUAUGCCUGAGGAGCAGGCCUUCUGCGUGCUGGUGAAAAUAAUGUAUGAUUAUGGCCUCAGAGCUCUGUACAAGAACAACUUUGAAGAUCUUCACUGCAAGUUCUAUCAGCUGGAGAAGCUAAUGCAGGAACAGCUCCCAGACCUUUGGGCCCACUUCCAGGAGCUGAACCUGGAGGCGCACAUGUAUGCCUCCCAGUGGUUCCUCACCCUCUUUACGGCCAAGUUCCCCCUCUGCAUGGUUUUCCACAUCACUGACUUGCUGCUUUGCGAGGGACUAAGCAUCAUCUUCAAUGUGGCCCUGGCCCUGCUCAAGACAUCCAAGGAGGACCUUCUGCAGGCAGACUUUGAGGGGGCUCUCAAGUUCUUCAGAGUCCAGCUCCCAAAGCGCUACAGAGCUGCAGAGAACGCACGGCGGCUUAUGGAGCAGGCCUGCAACAUUAAGGUUCCAACCAAAAAGCUGAAAAAGUUUGAGAAGGAGUAUCAGACGCUGAGAGAGAGCCAGCUGCAACAAGAAGACCCCAUCGAUCGAUACCAGAGGGAGAACCGGCGACUACAAGAAGCCAGUAUGAGGCUGGAGCAGGAGAAUGAUGACCUUGCACAUGAACUGGUCACCAGUAAGAUCGCACUCCGGAAUGAUCUCGACCAGGCUGAAGACAAGGCUGAUGUUCUGAACAAAGAGCUGCUGAGCACCAAACAACGGCUGGUGGAGACGGAGGAGGAGAAGAGACGGCAGGAGGAGGAGACUGCUCAGCUAAAGGAGGUGUUCAGGAGGGAACUGGAGAAAGCAGAGAUGGAGAUCAAGAAAACCACAGCCAUCAUAGCUGAGUACAAACAGAUCUGCUCCCAGCUGAGCACCAGGCUGGAAAAACAGCAGGCGGCGACUAAAGAGGAGCUCGACAUUGUCAGGAAUAAAGUGAUGGGCUGCGGGCAGUGCAGGGACCUGUUCAGCACGCUGGGCUCCCUGCAGGCUUCCUCCCCCGGCAGCGACAGGACAUCCAGCGAUCCUCCGGACGAGGAGAAGGACGGGCUGAAGGAGCAGCUCAGGCAUCUGGAGCUGGAGCUGGCUCAGACCAAACUCCAGCUGGUGGAAGCAAAGUGCCGAAUCCAGGAGCUCGAGCAUCAGCGUGGAGUCCUGAUGACUGAAAUCCAAGCUGCUAAGAACUCGUGGUUCAGCAAGACUCUGGGAUCUCUGAAGAGCUCAGCCUCCUCCUCCUCCAGCUCAACAUCCCAGACUCCGUCCUCCCCAAGGGAUGGGCCUGCCUAGCUCGACCUCCGUCACCCUGUCCCCUAAAGUUCCCCUGCAGGAUGCAAACUAGUGUCGUGGACAAAGGCUGAAGAAAGUGGUGCAGGAGAAAUGCAGUAUUCCUUUUUUUCAGCGAGUGGUAGAAAUGGAGCUUCCUGGAUUUGUGGAGUGCAAGCAGAAGAAGAACGGGCAGGAAGCUGGUGUGCUGCAAAAAAAGACUGAAGUGACGUUCUCUGCUCUACAGGUACAGAGUCCGGUGAAGGUGAAGGAUCAUCAAAGUUCAUUUGUCAGUGUAAAAUCAGCAUUCUUAGGCGUCUUAAAGGUCAGCUGGCGCCAUCUUGUGGACAGUUGUUGUUAUUGCAGAGAAAUAAAGGUCAUUAAGGAUUUUCUAACAGGUGAGACCUAAACCUUCGUUCAGUUUUACAAAAUAGGACAUGAUUUUAAAUGAUGGUGCUCCAUCAAAGUAGUUUUAUACAUCUGUUAUUAAAAGUAUAACUAUGUACCUCCACCCUGUUUAAUACAGAAAUGCCCAGCACUCUAAAGAAAGGAAUACUGCCUACUGUAGUAAACUAAAGCAUCACAUAAGUUGCAAUUCUUUAUAGUAAUAUAACAUAAACAAUGUUGUCUUAAUAAGAUGUAUAACUAAUUGUUGACUUUUUUAUUUUAAAUAAUCUUGUACAGUUCUUUAAGGAAAACACAGAAAAGUUCUUAUAUUUCUUUUCUACAGUUUGAAGUCAAAUCUUGUCUCUGUAAAGCACAGUGUGUCGGGAUCGGGUCGAGUCCAAAUGCACCGGAGCCAAAGAGUAAAGAUCUGCAGAGACUUUCUGUUCACUGUAGCCAGUGUUCAGCCUGUUUUCUGUUAUCCUUUCACUUAUAGCUGAAUAUCAGCUGCAGUUUGUGACAAAUUUCAUGUAAUCAUAACAGAAAGGGUCUCUUUUCUGUUUUAGAUUUUAUUUUUACAACUUUUAUUAAUUCAGUUUAAUUCAUGGUUCAUGAUAAGCUCAUAAUGGCUGGGAUUAUAACACCAAGAGGCCAAAUUAGUUUCAAAAUGUAGACAAAUAUUAAGUUACAUAGUAUGUUAGCUUUGCUGUCUGGAGACAACCAGGCUUUGGCUGUUAUGGAUGUCUUACAGGAUGAUAAUUUGAGGUAAAAAUGUCACAAUCUUUCCACAAAAAAACAAAAAUGUUGACUUGAUCUAAUUGCUUUUAUUUCAAACAUAAAGGCAACAAUUAUUCCUGCUAUUGCUAGAAGAAUAUCACAGACUGAUUGUUACAGUUGUGUUCUAUAGCAUUUACUGUUAUUUGGAUGCAUAAAAAGCUACGCAUAUAGAAUAAACGUCUGCUAAAUUAGUGGUUGCACAGAAAAUUAUCCCUUUUAGGUGUUUUGCCCUUCAAAUAGUGAUGAGUUUAACAAGCUGAGAUUAGUUGGUUAAUUAGUUGGGCUGUCUGCUGUGGUAGCCUGUCUGCAGGCAGCUGCUUGUAGCACAUCAACUAUAGUACAACAACAUCAAAUGUUAUUGAUGUACCCAUCCCUCGUACUGCCAAUAGUAGUACUACUAAUAGUAGUACUACUAAUAGUAGUACUACUAUUAGUAGUACUACUAAUAGUAGUACGAGUGAUGGUAGCGCUCUAUUUCCCAUCAUUAUUGUUUGAGGUUUUCAAAACCAGAAAUUAUUCAAAACAGCAACAUUUCUCUUUCUUGAAAGCGAGGGAAACGUGUAGAAACCUUUUUUUAGACAGCUAAAUGGCAGUGCUCAGCAUCAGGUGGAAGCGUAUGUUCUGGGCUGGACUAAAGCCACUUCUCAUUCAAACGGCUUCUUCAGUUCAGAGCUGCAGAAGCCUUUUGUGUGAGAGGAGGAAGGUUGUAAGGAAAAAAGGGGCCUCAGUUGUUUUCUACACUCUGGAAGGUCUGGGAAGGUUUCUAUGACGUUUUGCUUCACUUCUUUGGAUAGAUGAUAUCUAGAAAUGAUGCGGAGAACUUUUUAGAAAGGAUAUAUUCAAAUAUUGGUUUGGGAAAAUAACUGAUUAUGUGAAAAAGGCUUUAAAACCUUGAGGUUAAUGCUAAAUACAGCCCUGACUGAGAAAACUCGUCACUUCGGCACAACUUCUGGCCUCUCAUUUAAAGGACUUUAAAUCAUAAGAACUGUGUAUUUCUCUUAUCUGCAACUUUUUAAAACUCGUACAUUGAGAACCAGCCUCUGCUUAGAGAAAACAUAAUUUUCCUUUUCACGUGUUUAAGCUAACAAAUUAUCUCCACAAAGCCAGAUACUCUGACUCUAAACACCGGGUGCAGAAGGCGCCCAGAUUAUCAAACAUCUGAUGCACAACGUACCCCCAGAUAAACAUCUUUUAUCUCAAGACAUUAGGAAGCAACACGAGGUUGAAGUAUUGCUCAGUCAUUGCCAAACCGUCCCAAAGCCAUCUGUAUGAUUGUGCCAACGUCCGUUUUGCUCUUCUAGUUUUUACACUUGUUUUUAUUUCUCAGGGUUUUUAGCCUGUAAAAGCACAAAGUCCUCCAUGUGUUCAUUGUCAAUCCUCCCCUUAAAAGUACUUUAAAGUACUUUUAUCUAUAGCAGGUGUCAGAUAGGUCCAAACACAAAAAAACAGAAAACAUUUCAUGUUCAGGUAUACGUUGAGGAUGAUUUGGUUGCCAAAAACCACUUUAGCUUCAUGUUAGAGAAGCUGCUCUGCUUAAUGUCCCUCUCUGGUUGACACUGAUCUCGGCCUUUGGACUCGGACCAAUCCCAUGUGAACUUUAUGUGUGUGUGUGUCUGCUGUAACUCGAGCGUUCUCUUCACGUUGCUGCCUUUAUGUUGAGGACUGAAGCAGCCGGCUGAAGAAACAAAAAGCCAUCUGUGUGUCUGAACUCUGAGAGCGUCAGCUGUGCCAUAAGAGCCUCUCCACGGUCUUCCUCCGUGCUCCGGAUCAUCUGCAUCACCCAGACAGUUACUGUUUUGUCUGGUUCAGCCAGAUAUGUUAAUCCUAGGAUUUAUUUCACUUUUCCAGAGCAUUCCUUCUUCACUGUUGUGCAUCGUUCUUGUUGGUCUGUGACUGGAAGUUGUUAAAUGUGGCCAAGCUGGAGAAGAGCUCCCAGUCUGUGAUGUGCACUAACCAAAUGUGGAUGUUUUAAACACUAUUAUGAUUAUAUGAUGACUGUUGCUGAGAAGCACAUUUCUUAUGUAAUUCAGUUAAUUUUAUGGAUCCAGAAGCAGCCGAUGAGUCAGACUGGAGGUGGUUGUGUAGUUUACAGUUAGAUCUCAGUCCCGUUACAGACGGCUCCUCAGCUGGUCUGACUUCACUGUUCCCCUGUACAGAAACUGUUUCCGCUGCAUUAAUAAACUUCAGUUUGUUCAUGAAAUCUGAUCCUUUCAUUCAAAUAAAACAGUUUGAACAUGAAGCAAAGCCUUACAUGAAAAAUGA
Molecule: messenger RNA, 6722 nt
Organism: Girardinichthys multiradiatus
Lineage: Eukaryota; Metazoa; Chordata; Actinopteri; Cyprinodontiformes; Goodeidae
Gene: rabgap1l
Product: RAB GTPase activating protein 1-like
Exons: 26
Coding region: 225-3323 (1032 amino acids)
Source: RefSeq, a predicted model, not a curated record